AUGGCUAGUCAAGGAUCGGCAAAUCGUCUUGCAAGGUGGGUCCAGGAUAACCGACUGGCAGUGGCUGCACUGGCUGCUGCGGCAGUAGCUGCCGGUGCAUACUACUACGCAUCUCCGGCGCGUCCCAGAGGUGGUGCUGGUGCGGGUGCUGCGGACGAAGCCGACACGGGUUCUUCGAUCGCAUCCAAGAAGAAGAAGGGCAAGAAGAGCAAGAAGAGCACAAAAAGCUCUGCUACUGGCCCAGUUCUAGACGACGCUGAUGAUGAGGCGUUGGUGCAGCUCAGCGACGCGGAGCUGCAGCGUCUUCCAGCUGCUCGCCGCGAAAGUGUUGCUCAGUACCUCAAGGGUAAGGGCAACAAAGCGUAUUCAAACAAAAAGUUUGAAGAUGCACUCGCUGAUUACACUAAGGCGAUUGCUGCCCAGCCUUCUGCUGUGUUUUACAGCAACCGUGCUGCAUGCUACGCCAACUUGGGCAAGCCGGAAGAAGUGAUCAAGGAUUGCAACGAGGCACUCAAGAUUGACAAGACUUACAUCAAGGCGCUCAACAGACGUGCAGUGGCUGCCGAGCAGCUUGGCGAAGCCGCGAGUGAGUCUGGCGAGGAGGGUAACAAGGCGCGCGCCAGCUUGGAGCGCAGCCUCGCUGACUUUACCGCUGUUGCCAUCCUUGGGCAGUUCCGCGACGCAACGGCGACUGCGAGUGUCGAGCGCGUGCUCAAGAAGCUUGCAUCGGGCAAGGCACUUUUGAUUAUGCGUACACGCACACCGCGUCUUCCUUCUGCGACGUUUGUUACUGCGUACCUCGAGGCAUUCCGCCCCGAGCCACGCCCGCAGCUUACUGAUUCGAACAAGGCGGGCGAUAAAAUGUUGGGUCUUGCGUAUGAUGCUUUGGAUGCGCGCGACUACUACCGUGCGCUGGACUUGUGUGGCGAGGCGAUUGAGCUUGGUUGCAGCACCAAUGAACUGCAGGCUGCGGCUCUCAACUUGCGCGGCACCUUUAUGUUUGUCAUCGGCCUUGCCGGACGUGCCCAAGAGGAUUUGGACAAGAGCACGGAGCUUUGUCCCGACUAUGUCCAGAGCUGGGUCAAGAAGGCCAGCGUGCACACGGAGCUUGGUGACAAGGACCAGACUUUCCGUGACUUUGACCGUGCCAUUAAGAUCGACCCGAACAACCCCGACAUUUACUACCAUCGCGGCCAGGUCAACUUUAUCCUUGGCGACUACGAGGCAGCGAUUGCCGACUAUGAAAAGUCCACUUCUCUUGACGACAAGUUUAUCUUCUCGCAUGUGCAGAACGCUGUCGCGAACUACAAGCUGGGCAACGUCGCGCACAGCACGGCCAUUUUCCGCCGUAUCCUCAAGGCGUUCCCGAACUCGUCCGAAUCGUACAACUACUAUGGCGAGCUGCUGCUCGACCAGCAGCGCCACGAGGACGCGAUUUCCAAUUUUGACAAGAGCAUUGCAUUGGAGCGUGCCGACGCCAAAAGCACCAACGUGCUGCCCAUGAUUAACAAGGCGCUUGUCUUGUUCCAAUGGAAGCAAGAUCUGAACAGCGCCGAGCAGCUCUGCCGCGACGCGCUCAAGAUUGAUCCCGAUUGUGAUGUGGCGAUUGCAACGCUCGCGCAGCUGAGUCUCCAGCAGAGCAAAAUCCCCGAGGCGAUUGAGUACUUCCGUCGCUCUGCCGACAUUGCUCGGACAGAGCCGGAGCUGGUCAAUGCCAUCACAUACGAACAUGCGUCUCGUGCACAGCUCGAGUUCAUUCGCGACUACCCUCAGCAGGGUGCUGCACUAAGCCAAAUGGCCAGCUCGCUCGUCUAA
Molecule: messenger RNA, 1815 nt
Organism: Malassezia vespertilionis
Lineage: Eukaryota; Fungi; Basidiomycota; Malasseziomycetes; Malasseziales; Malasseziaceae
Gene: TOM70
Product: TOM (translocase of outer membrane) complex component
Exons: 1
Coding region: 1-1815 (604 amino acids)
Molecular function (GO): protein binding
Source: RefSeq, a predicted model, not a curated record